This is a messenger RNA of Zerene cesonia (dogface butterfly), 706 nucleotides long. RefSeq names its product NADH dehydrogenase [ubiquinone] iron-sulfur protein 4, mitochondrial (gene ND-18). Gene Ontology annotation, biological process: electron transport chain. The record is from RefSeq and is a predicted model, not a curated record. NCBI's taxonomy places the organism in Eukaryota, Metazoa, Arthropoda, Insecta, Lepidoptera, Pieridae. The transcript is spliced from 3 exons. The coding region runs from base 90 to 662 and encodes 190 amino acids.
GUCAAGUGUCAAUGUCAAUAAUUUUUCUGAAUAGGUUGGAUAAUCAGGCGAAGAUAAUUGUAUAUUUUAAGACUAUUUGAGAAAACAUCAUGCUUAAGGCCAUUACCACGGCAACGAGGUUGUCUAAAACCUCUAUUACAAGAAGUCUUCCUGCUUUAUCCAUUGGAUCAUCACGUUAUGCCUCGGAUCAAAAUCCAAUGAACAGGAAAGAGGCCCCAAAGAUCGAUACCGAAACUGUAAUUGCGCUACCGGAAGAAGCAAGGGAGAAAAAGGUCUAUGAAUCUAGCAUUUGCGUCCCAACCAAGGUUGACCUAACACCAAUAACAGGUGUCCCAGAAGAACAUGUCAGAACGCGUAGAGUUCGCAUUUACCAGCCCCCAAAGAAUGCCAUGCAGAGUGGUACAAACAACAUCCACCACUGGGAAAUGGAGUUUGACACUAGACAGCGCUGGGAAAACCCUCUGAUGGGAUGGACAUCGUCUGGUGAUCCACUAUCCAACAUGAAAAUUCAGUUCACCUCCCCCGAUGAAGCUAUUGAGCAUUGCGAAAAGAAUGGCUGGAUGUGGUACAUAGAUGUUCCAAAAAUUGAGAAGCAGUUCAGGCCUAAGAGCUAUGGGGUUAAUUUCUCAUGGAAUCGCCGCACAAGGGUAUCUACCAAAUAGAGGGUUAUAGGAAUUUUUUGAACCUGAAUACAGAAUAUUAGUUA